Molecule: messenger RNA, 1468 nt
Organism: Melanotaenia boesemani (Boeseman's rainbowfish)
Lineage: Eukaryota; Metazoa; Chordata; Actinopteri; Atheriniformes; Melanotaeniidae
Exons: 5
Coding region: 178-1113 (311 amino acids)
Biological process (GO): positive regulation of ERK1 and ERK2 cascade; interleukin-15-mediated signaling pathway; T cell activation
Cellular component (GO): external side of plasma membrane; membrane raft
Molecular function (GO): MHC class II protein binding; protein tyrosine kinase binding
Source: RefSeq, a predicted model, not a curated record
CUUGGACUGAGGAGCAAAUGAAGCUUUGGAGAGUUGCAUCACACAUCAGAAAAGAUGUGUUAAUGUUGCCAUCUCCUGCAGCAGAAGAAGCUAAACAUUUUUACUGUUCCUGAAACCACCAGUGACAGAAGAGGAAGCAGGCACUAUGAGGAAACACGCUUGAGAAAUGCUUAAGUCAUGCUGAAGAAAGCUUCAUUUCAGUCACACCCCAGAGCAAGAAGAAAAUUCAAAUGGAUUAAAAUGUGUCCGUAUCUGAUCCUGGUGCUUCUGUUUGCAGCACAAACAGAACAAAGUCUCACUUCCGUCACUAUGAGAGAGGGAGAUGCAGUGGCUUUGUCCUGCGAGAGCCAGAUAGAUCAGGUUAAAUGCAACCGUACCACCUGGCUUUUAACUAGUCGUAUUGGGACAAAUGCAACAGAUCUGGUUAGGUUUGGGCAGAUUAAUAAAAAUCAGCUUUCUGAAGCUAAAUCAGACAGGAUGAGUGUUGCAGUGAACUGUUCUCUGAUGAUUCAGAGAGUCGCAGCUGAGGAUGUUGGCAGUUACACCUGCGAACAGUUGAGUUUCUCUGGACAAGAACAAGCUCAACACACAGAGCUGUCCGUUGUUAACAUUACUGAACAUAAGCACUCUGAUCAGGUGAAGUUAAGCUGUGCUGUUUCAACCUACAAACACUGCAAACACCAAGUGAAAUGGCUUUUAAAUAAUCAAGCAAUUGAGAAAGAAAACAACGAUCUGAAGAUUAUUAACUCAAAUUGUUCAGCCAGCGUGACCUUUUCAACUUCUCAUUUCAUUAACAAAUCAAAGGAUUAUAACUUACUGAAGUGUGAGGUGACAGAAAGCCCCACCAACGUGCAGCAUUAUACCGUCAGGUCUCCUGCUUCAGGAAAAAAAAAACAGUCGUCUGGAGAUGAAGUUCCAGCAGGAAAACCAUCGUCUGGUUGUUGGUGGAGGAUGGUCUAUGUUCCUGUGGGUGUAGCAGCGCUCUCCAUCAUCGUUGUGUCCGUCAGCAUGUGGACGAGAACAAAAGGUAACAACAUUUACACAAGAAACUUUGAGAAAAACAAGAAUUUUCUCCUUUUUCUCUUUUCAUGUAUUAUUGUGGCAAAAUUGUGAGUUUUAAACCAAAUGAUUAAAUAUUUAAACACAUUUUUAAUUCUUGAUCAGAUAACAUGCAAAAUAAAGAGAAGUUGUUCUGAAUCUACUGUCAGUAUAAACGAUGCUGUCUUCACCAAAACAACCUCCUGGAUCGUCUGUUCAUGCAGACAGAAAAUAUCUAGAUUUAUGUUAGAAGAAUUUGCUCCCUCUGGUGGUGAAGAGAGAAACUGCAGGUGGAGUUUAAAAAUGGCGUCUACUGAGGUGAUGGUGGCACCAAAACAAACUCAUUUAAUCUACUAGAAUAGAAAAUGUUUCAUCUGGAUAAAACAGUGAUAACAGAGACAGAAUUUAUAGUUCUGAUGAUCUUUUUUUU